UUCUACUCCUCAUUCCUCUCUCUCUUUCCUGAGGUCUGGCUGCUUUUACGUUUAUCGGGGGGGACGCUGGAAGAAGAGACUUUCCUGUUUUGAGCUCCUGUUCAUUCCUGCUCUGUGACUCUUCAUGGCUGAUAAGAAACUGGUAGUGGUUUUUGGAGCAACAGGUGCCCAAGGUGGUUCAGUUGCUAAGACUCUUCUGGAAGAUGGGACAUUCAGAGUUCGUGUGGUGACUCGAAAUCCCCGGCAGAAAGCCGCAGAACAUCUGAGAAAUCAAGGCGCAGAUGUGGUGCAAGGAGAUCAAGAUGAUGAAGAGAGCCUGGAGCCAGCCCUGGCAGGGGCCUAUGCAGCUUUCAUUGUGACCAACUACUGGGAGAAUCUCAACCAGGAGCAGGAGAUUAAGCAGGGUAAACUCCUGGCCGAUCUGUCCAAACGCCUGGGCUUGAGUUACGUGGUCUACAGUGGACUGGAGAAUGUGAAGAAGCUGACGGGCGGCCAGCUGAUAGUCAGGCACUUUGAUGGCAAAGGGGAGGUUGAGGAAUACUUCCGGGCUUUGGGUGUGCCAAUGAUCAGUGUCCGGCUGCCCUGCUACUUUGAAAACCUUCUCACCUACUUCCUACCCCAGAAAGCCCCUGAUGGAAAUAGUUACUUGCUGAGUUUGCCCAUGGGUGAGGUCCCGAUGGAUGGAAUGUCGGUGGCCGACCUGGGUCCUGUGGUGCUCAGCCUGCUGAAGUCCCCAGAAGAAUACGUGGGUCGAAACAUUGGGCUUAGCACAUGCAAGCACACAGCCACAGAGUAUGCCUCCCUUCUUUCUAAAUACACCGGGAAGACCGUGCAUGAUGCCAAGACCUCCCCUGAGGAUUACGAGAACCUUGGCUUCCCUGGGGCACAGGACCUGGCCAACAUGUUCCGCUUCUACGCUAUGAAUCCAGACCGAGACGUGGAGCUGACCUUGAAACUCAACCCCAAGGCCAGAACUCUGGAACAGUGGUUAGACCAGCAGAAAGAGGCUUUUGCAGACCUGUGACAACUUCUAUUGCUACCUUCCUACCACUGCCACCGUAACCCAGUAUCUUAGCAGUUAGCUCCUACUAGCUUGUUUUAUUUUGUUAAUUUUUUUAAGGCUAUUGUACUUACCCAUGGUUAAAAUAAAAUGUUUUUCUAUUCUGGAGCUCCAACCAAA
Molecule: messenger RNA, 1180 nt
Organism: Vombatus ursinus (common wombat)
Lineage: Eukaryota; Metazoa; Chordata; Mammalia; Diprotodontia; Vombatidae
Gene: NMRAL1
Product: NmrA like redox sensor 1
Exons: 6
Coding region: 125-1024 (299 amino acids)
Source: RefSeq, a predicted model, not a curated record